GAUAUGAUCCCCCAGCACUGGGAACCCUCGGGCAACGGGGCCCCCUCCUGGGCCCUGGUCCUGCUGCUGUCCCUGGGGCUGCACGGAGUCCAGACUGGGGCCCUCAGACUCCCAAACCCGGGUUUUCAGGAGAAAUACUUUGAGCAGUUUGUGGACCACUUCAAUUUCGAGAGUUUUGGCAACAAAACCUUCAACCAGCGGUUCCUGAUGUCAGACAAAUUCUGGAAAAGGGAUGAGGGACCCAUCUUCUUCUACACGGGGAACGAGGGGAAUGUGUGGACCUUUGCCAACAACUCCGGAUUCCUGGUGGAGCUGGCAGUCCAGCAGCAGGCCCUGCUCAUCUUCGCAGAGCACCGGUACUAUGGAAAUUCGCUCCCAUUUGGUGCCCAGUCCACGCAGCGUGGGUACAUUCAGCUGCUGACUGUGGAGCAGGCUCUGGCUGACUUCGCUGUGCUGCUCCAGACCCUGCUACAGGACCUCAGGGCCCAGGACGUCCCUGUCAUCGCCUUCGGAGGGAGUUACGGGGGUAUGCUCAGUGCCUACAUGAGGAUGAAGUACCCUCACCUGGUGGCAGGUGCACUGGCGGCCAGUGCACCCGUCCUGGCUGUUGCAGGCCUUGGUGAAUCCUAUCAAUUCUUUCGCGAUGUCACAACGGACUUCUAUAACCAGAGUCCCAUGUGUGCCCGGGGUGUACGGGAUGCUUUUCAGCAAAUCAAGGACUUAUUCCUGGAGGGAGCCCCUGAUGUAAUCCACAAAGAGUUCGGCACCUGCCAACGGAUCUCCACCCCUGAGGACUUGACUCAGCUUUUUGGGUUUGCCCGGAAUGCCUUCACACUGCUGGCCAUGAUGGACUAUCCAUACCCUACCAACUUCAUGGUGUACCUUCCCGCCAACCCCGUCAGGGUUGGCUGUGAGCGGCUAAUGAGUGAGACCCAGAGGAUCACAGGGCUGAGAAUGCUGGCAGGGCUGAUCUACAAUUCCUCUGGCACGGCGCACUGUUAUGACAUCUACCAGCUAUACCAAAGCUGUGCUGACCCCACCGGCUGCGGCACUGGCUCUGACGCCAAGGCCUGGGACUAUCAGGCAUGCACCGAGAUCAACCUGACGUUUGACAGCAACAAUGUGACUGACAUGUUCCCUGAUCUCCCAUUCACCAAUACGAUCCGCCAGCAGUACUGUCUGAAAAAGUGGGGCGUGCAGCCCCGGCCAGACUGGCUGAAGGCCAACUUCUGGGGCGGUGAUCUUAAAGCAGCCAGCAACAUCAUCUUCUCCAACGGUGACCUAGACCCCUGGGCAGGGGGUGGGAUAAGGAGGAACUUGAGCACAUCAAUAAUCGCUGUCACCAUCCAGGGAGGAGCACAUCACCUAGACCUCAGAGCUUCUCAUCCAAGAGACCCUGAAUCAGCUGUGGAGGCACGAAAGCUGGAGGCCACUCUCAUCCGCGAGUGGGUAAAGGCAGCCAAAAAUGAGCAGUGGCUACUACCACACGGAGGACCAAGGGCUAAGAGGCAGCUUUCAGCCAGCUAAGACCAGAUGGGACUUGGCGGGGAAUGUUUUAGACAUUCCUUAUGGACUGAGGAGCUGUGGCCUUGGCCACCCCACUGCAUUUGGCAGGACCAUCCAGACCAUGAAGGCUGGCCCCAAGCAAGAGAGGGGCUGGUGGCCGAGAGGAGCUGAAUAAAUGUCUGGUUGUUAGGCCAAGUGCAUCCUUCUGACCUGUGGGGUCUGUAUGUGGAGGAUGGAGGGAGACGCAUAGCAACAACUCCCAAGCAAGGAACACACUGCACACAGCCUACUGACCAGUCAUUUAAUAAAGCACAUACUCAACUCUCAGGUUGAUGUUUUAGGACAAUAGGAAGGGAAAUCUGCCUUUCCCUCCCAGGGCAAAGCUUCCCUGCCUAGGGCUCCACUGCAGGCAGUACAGGUUCAUGGCUCACUGGGAUCCUCUCCAGUCACAGCUCUGACUCAC
Molecule: messenger RNA, 1969 nt
Organism: Castor canadensis (American beaver)
Lineage: Eukaryota; Metazoa; Chordata; Mammalia; Rodentia; Castoridae
Gene: Dpp7
Product: dipeptidyl peptidase 7
Biological process (GO): proteolysis
Cellular component (GO): vesicle
Molecular function (GO): dipeptidyl-peptidase activity; serine-type exopeptidase activity
Source: RefSeq, a predicted model, not a curated record